GGAGCACCUGCGGAUCUGCCCGCAAGGCUACACGUGCUGCACCAGCGAGAUGGAGGAGAACUUCGCAAACAAAAGCCGCAGCGAGUUCGAAGCCAUGACGAAGGAAGCAGGUCGCUCCGUGCAGAUGAUCCUAACAGCUCAGCACAGAAGCUUUGAUGGUUAUUUCCAGGAUUUGCUGAACAAAUCGGAAAAGGCCCUUUAUGAGGCUUUCCCAACCAUGUAUGGGGAAUUGUACAUGCAAAACAUGAAGGUCUUCAAGGAUUUGUACAGUGAGCUCCGCCGCUACUACAGGGGCUCCAACAUCAACUUGGAAGAGGCCCUCAAUGAGUUCUGGACGCGCUUGCUGGAGCGGCUCUUCAAGCUGAUGAAUCCCCAGUACCACAUCACGGAUGAGUACCUGGACUGCAUGGUGAAGCAUGCGGAGCAGCACAAACCCUUCGGGGAGGUCCCCAGGGACCUGAAGGUGAAGGCCACCCGAGCCUUCAUUGCAGCGCGCUCCUACGCCCAGGGCUUUCUUGUGGGCAGCGACGUGGUCAGAAAGGUCUCUCAGGUCUCGCUCAGCCAUGAGUGCACCCGUGCCGUCAUGAAGCUGAUGUACUGUCCCCACUGCCGGGGCAUGUCCAGCGUGAAGCCAUGCAACAACUACUGCCUCAACGUUGUCAAGGGCUGCCUGGCCAACCAAGCAGACUUGAACACCGAGUGGAAGUACCUGAUGGAUUCUCUGAUAGUGGUGGCUGAUCGCAUCGAUGGACCRUACAAUGUAGACACUGUAAUAGGAACUAUUCACAUGAGGAUUGCUGAAGCUAUUUCUAACUUGCAAGAAAACAAAGACUCAAUCACAGCCAAGGUUUUCCAAGGCUGUGGAAAUCCCAAAAUCAAUACAAAAGGCUCCAGUAGUGAAGAUAAGAAAAGACGGGGGAAGGUCACGUUAGAAGCAAAAUCCUCUGCGCAAGCGCUGGAGAUGCUGGUUUUAGAUGCCAAAGGGAACCUGACAAGUCUCAAGUCUUACUGGGUCACCUUGCCCAACGUGCUGUGCAGCAAGAAGGUGACGGCCGGCUCGGGAGCAGACGACAAGUGCUGGAACGGGAUGACCAAGGGCAGUUACCUGCCCGAGGUGAUGGGGGACGGCCUGGCCAACCAGAUUAACAACCCAGAGGUGGAGGUGGACAUCACCAAGCCGGAUAUGACCAUUCGCCAGCAGAUCAUGCAGCUGAAGAUCAUGACGAACCGCCUGGGCAACGCCAACAUCGGGAACGAUGUGGACUUCCAAGACGCGAGUGACGACACGAGCGGCUCCGGCAGCGGCGACGCCUGUCCCGACGACGUGUGCGGCAAGAGACUCGCUAAGAGCCCCAGCACCAGGCCGCCCGAGACGCACGCCAUCCCCAAGCAGUCGGGACACGGYGUCAGCGGCGCCAGCAGCAGAUCGUUGCCUUCCGCCUUCCUCCUCCUCCUCCUCCUCUCGGUGGCUCUCCUGGCCACGCAGCGCUUGUGGCGGUAACUCACUGGCACAGCCGGGAAAGAGACUGCGGCCGAGGGCGUCACUUUGCCAAAACCAACCACCCGACCGACCGACCGACAAAAAGGACAUAUGUAAUUCUCCUUGGCAAAAAAAAAAGAAAAAGGAAAAAGGAAAAAAAAAAAAGGAAAAGAAAAAAAGAAAGGAGGGAGGAGAAAAAGGUUUCAGUUGUUUGCUAGUUCUGACAGCGCUCGGGCUGUUUUCUUCUUUCUUGGUCUCUUCCCCCGUGCUGGGCCCUCYUUUCCAUACCUCACUGCUUUACUCUUGGCGUUGCCCCGGGUGGGCUGCAGCGAGGCGUCCCGGGGCCGCCGUUCCCGCCUGCAGCGGGAUCCGCCGUUCCCGACCCCGCACCGCGCCUGGGGGCCGGCAACCCCGCGCUCCGCACCGCGCUGCAGCGCGUGGAGAGACCGCGCCGGUCAGCGCCGCGGCCGGGGAGGCUCUGCGCCACCCUCCGCCUUUCGUGCGCACGCAGAGAUGCUCCUUCCCCUCCACCCUUGGCCGUGGCGGCUCUGAGCGGUUUUGGUGGGUCCUAGCGGCCGGUUUGGCAGUGGCUGUUGGACCCCGGGGUGCCGAAGGCGCCGUUUCUUUGGCAAGGCCACAAGUGGGUGUCUUGACUAGAGCUCGUAGCUGAUGGCAGUGUCCAGCGUAGGUCUCCUACAUCUAAGUGACUGGGAGUGAGUGUUAGGGGUGGGGUUGGGGGGGGUGUUUCUUUGCAUGCUAGUUGGAAAGCCAUUUUUUUAACCCGAGUUAAGGAGAAGACCCAGUUUCUACCUGCAGUGCAGUACCGUGGUAGGGAAGCGAGAGAGAGGAACACGCGGAGCUGGAGGCUGCGCGGGACGGACGGACAGAUGGACGGGGCCGCCCRGCACGGCCCCGGUCUGGGUAAUGAGGAAGAGGGGCAGAGGGGCCGGUGCUUCGCAGCCCUCCACGGUGUCUGUGCCCAGGGGAUGGCCCCACAGGUAGCGCCCAUGGGGGACGGGAAGGGGGGUGUUGGGGGUAUUUUUCUUUCGGUGUCUGUUUUUCUCGUUGAAUCAUGUUUUUUGGAGUGAAUUCCUGCUUUCCCUCCCCGUCCUGCCACGCGCUCCUCCCUGCGGAGGGGACAGCACAAGGAACCACAGUCCCGUGCCAGGCCGGGCAAGGACGGCGGCAGCUCCUCAGCCCAGGCGGGUACCACCGGCCGGCUGUCACUGAGCKGUUGUUCCCAUCAUGGUGACACCCGUGCAGCCUGUCCGGGCUGUGCGCCUCUUCCAGCAGGUUAAAACAGAGCUAAUUUAGUGGGGCUUCAAAAACAGGAGCCCCCAAAUCCUUCCACAACAAGGACAGUCCCAAGACCCACCAAAGCCCAGAGGCAGAGAUAUGCAGCACAGGGUGUAGAUGGACUUAUUUACUUCUACAUAUAUGUCAAGUUCCACAUUCMUUUUACUACUCUAAACAAAUACUGUUUUUGCGGGGGGAACAGGAUUGCCAAUAAAAGGAUUAGCCUUCAGUUGCAUAAAUUCCUACUACCAAUCUUGCAGAGAUCCUGCAAAUGCAAGAGAGGACAGGGCAUUAAAAAUUGCACCCUCUGCAAAAUAAAAAAGGGAAUGGGAGGUUUGAAGACUUUAUAGGAACGAAUCCCARGGUCCAUGUUUCACUUUAUGGGACGAUUGGGAAGUUUUGCUSUUUCCUUUUGCCUGCAGCGAGUUGGCUGCCAGCCUGUGACACUCCAGGUAGCCUGUGGGCGCAAAGGGGCCCGUGUUGAACGCGAAGCCGGGAACGUGGUGUUGGCCCAGCUCACGUUUUAGCUGUUUCCUAUUCCCAUUACAGGUCCUUUCGCAAUAAUAUAACCUCGCAGCCCACUUUGCUGCGGAAAAGCCUUGAGAAACAGUCCGUGUGCAGCAGAAACGCUCCCCGAUACUGGCCUGUUUUGCCAGCUUCUUGCUCACACUUCUGAUGUGUUGCAAAAAUGGGGGCCUGCAGGAAGCUGU
Molecule: messenger RNA, 3486 nt
Organism: Nothoprocta perdicaria
Lineage: Eukaryota; Metazoa; Chordata; Aves; Tinamiformes; Tinamidae
Gene: GPC1
Product: glypican 1
Exons: 8
Coding region: 50-1501 (483 amino acids)
Biological process (GO): negative regulation of fibroblast growth factor receptor signaling pathway; regulation of protein localization to membrane; cell migration
Cellular component (GO): plasma membrane; cell surface; synapse
Molecular function (GO): fibroblast growth factor binding
Source: RefSeq, a predicted model, not a curated record